This is a messenger RNA of Athene cunicularia (burrowing owl), 4455 nucleotides long. It is a transcript of the gene GPNMB, whose product is annotated as glycoprotein nmb. Bases 283 to 1968 code for a protein of 561 amino acids. NCBI's taxonomy places the organism in Eukaryota, Metazoa, Chordata, Aves, Strigiformes, Strigidae. The transcript is spliced from 11 exons. Gene Ontology annotation, molecular function: integrin binding. The record is from RefSeq and is a predicted model, not a curated record. Gene Ontology annotation, biological process: cell adhesion.
AAAUGGUGUGGCUCUAAACAGGUCUCCCAGAAAUCCUAGGGAAUGCUGAAAGCAAAAGGAGUGAGUCAUAAGCACAUGAGCUGAAAGAAGCUAAAGACACAAUCAUGCAUCUCUGCUUAAUUCCAUCACAUGAUGAGUCCUGGGGCCCUUCAUUUAAUCGGAGAGCAGAGCAGCAGAGAAACUUCAUUCUCACUUCUCAGUGGGGACCAGCGGAGUUACCGUGUGCAGGCACCAGGCACCCACCCUCUGCGCGGGCUGAGCUAACGCAGGGUCUCCGGCACCAUGAGCGGUGUUCGCCGCCACCUCGGAUUCCUGCUCCUGGCCGAAGUGGUGCUGUGUGCUGCUGCCACACGAUUUCAAGAUGUGCUGAGCCAUGAAAGAACUUCUCCUGUUACACCCUACAAGAAGUUACAAGGCUGGUCAAGUGAUCAAAAUAAAUGGGAUGAAAAGCUUUAUCCUUUCUGGGAAGAAGGUGAUCCCAGAUGGAAGGACUGCUGGAAAGGUGGAAGAGUGACAGCCAAAUUGGACACUGAUAGCCCAGCACUGGUAGGAUCCAAUGUGACCUUUGUUGUGACUCUCCAGUUUCCCAAGUGCCAGAAAGAAGAUAACGAUGGCAACAUAAUAUACGAGAGAAACUGUACCCAGGAUCCUCCAGCUUCCCAGGAUCAGCAAGUCUAUGUCUACAACUGGACUGAAUGGAUUGACAACUGUGGCUGGGAAAACUGCACAAGCAACCACAGCCAUAACGUAUUUCCAGACGGGAGACCUUUCCCUCAUUAUCCUGGCUGGAGGAGAAGGAAUUUUGUCUACGUGUUUCACACAUUUGGUCAGUACCACCAAGCAACUGGACGAUCUUCCAUAACAUUUUCAGUCAACACAGCAAACAUCACUCUUGGCAAACAUGUAAUGGCAGUAUCCAUCUACAGGAGGGGGAAUUCAGCAUACGUUCCCAUUGCAAGAGCAAAAGCCUUUUACUUUAUAACAGACAAAAUCCCCAUAUUUGUGAGUAUGUACCAAAAACAUGACCGGAACAUCUCAGACUCCAUUUUUAUCAAAGACUCACCAAUCACAUUUGAUGUGAAGAUCCAUGACCCCAGCUACUAUCUUAAUAAUUCUGCCAUCUCCUACAAGUGGAACUUCGGAGAUGGAAGUGGCUUAUUUGUAGUCAGCAGUUCCACUACAUCUCACACCUAUACUCUGCAAGGAAACUUCACUCUGAAUGUAACUGUCCAAGCCAUUAUACCCAUACCUUGCAGGCCAGUAACACCCACUGCACCACUGCCCACUUCAGCAGUAACGACCGGAGCAUCUUCUAAUUUAGACUCUUCUGCCACCAUUGAAUCAAUGGAAGAUAAUCCUGAUGGAGGUUGCCAUAUUUACAGAAAUGGCUACUACAGAACUGGUAUCUCUGUUGUAGAGGGAAUCCUUGAGGUAAAUAUUAUUCAGAUGACGAGCAUCCAGAUGACAGAAAGUCAAGCUGAAAACUCACUGGUUGACUUUGUUGUUACCUGCCAAGGGAGCCUCCCCACAGACGUCUGCACAGUAGUUUCUGACCCCACAUGCCAGGUGUCCAAGAGUGUAGUAUGCGACCCCAUCGUUGUCACUGACGAAUGCCUGCUCACCAUCCGGAGAGCUUUUGAGGAACCUGGAACAUACUGCAUAAACAUCACCCUGGGGGAUGACACAAGUCAAGCCCUUGCCAGUGCGCUAAUCUCAGUAAAUGGAGGAUCAUCAUCAGGAACAACAGAAGGUGUCUUUAUCUUCCUUGGUUUGUUGGCAGUGUUUGCUGCCAUUGGGGCUUUUGUCCUCUACAAGAGAUACAAGCAAUACAAGCCUAUUGAGAGAAGCACAGGACAAGCAGAGAACCAGGAGGGACUAACUGCUUACUUCAGCAAUUUCAAAGCAAUUUUCUUCCCUAGUAGCACUGAGAGAAAUCCUCUGCUGAAAAGCAAACCAGGCAUUGUUUAAACUUUUUUUUCUCACACUGACUAUUAGGUUACGUACAGGACUCAUAACUGACCUGUACUUUGAUGGGGUUUUCUUGCUGUUAUAAAGAAGCAGGGGGUAAGGUGAAAGCACAUAUAGAUGGGAUGGUAACUUUGGGGGUGUUGGUGCAAUUAGAAAUAUUAAAAUAGUCCUUCAUAGAAAACAAUGAGGUAGUUUUGAGCACUUACUGUUCUUGCUUGUGAUCUAGAACAUAUUAACACGCCCCUCCCUUAUCUGGGUUUUCUUACUUCUAGGUUAACUACCUGCAAAGCUAAUGAGAUCUAUAAUCUGGAGGGGGGGGAGGAAGAUUAAUUUUAAACAAACAAACAAACAGCUUGUAAAUACUUAAUCUUAAAUAGUCAGUCCAGUAUAGCUGCUUACUGCCUUAGCAGGAUUCAUGCCUUUGCUAGAAAGACAGACACAGGGGGCAGGCACAUGUUAUGUCUGUGGAAUGAAACGUGACAUGGCCUAUUCCCAGGCAUUGACACUGUUACACUGUUCAGGAGGUCUAGCCCAGUCUUGCCCCAGGCAGCCUAGCUCCCCACCAAGCAAACCCCAGAUUCUGGGAACCACCAGAGGCACUGUUCCCCACCAGGAGUUUGGCAGCAGCCACCCUGUUUUGCAGGGUUCAAUAGCAUGGAUGCAGCUCAUUACAUGCCAGUUGGCCUCGGGAUCAGAAAACAUGGGCUGGACACAUUUAGUUUCCUACUGGACAUGGCUACCAGUACACGAGCUUCACUAUAAACUAGACCACAGACACCCGAGCAACAAGAUGAGGCCCAUCUGCUUGGCUCUCCCUGUUGAAACUUUUAUUCUGAGUUCCAUGUAAAGUGCUUAGAUGCUGUCUUUGUCUCCUUUGUUUCCAUUGGUCUUGAGACACUGAACUGGCACCACCACUCCCGAGAGAGCAGAUAUGUGCUCCGUGUACAAGGGUCAGCAGAACGAGGGCUCCAGCAGGAAGGAGUAGCAUUCAACUCCCUUUUCCCCUUUGCCUUUCAUUCCUCUCUCUCCUGCUGUAAAGAUACAUUAAUUUCUGCUUGCUCUUCCAUCCCUCUGUCUUUGACCACUUAACCAAAUAUAUGAAAACCUCAAUAUAAAUAAAGCACUAUGCUCCAGUUUCUGCUUUUGUAUGAUGCAGGUUAGAAAGUAUAAACUUCUGCAAAACCAUUGUGCCUCCCCUUGUUCACUCUAGCUGCAAUUACGUGUUCAAAAACCUCAUGUUGUGGCCUUUCCCAAGUGGUUUGGUCUUCUAGCCAUCUGUGCUCAUCAUUCUGCAUCGUGGCAUUUCACAGUGCAAGACCAGAAGCUAACUGCUGAGGGUGGGAUUACUGGAUGAGGAGAAAAGGAGGGCAUCUUAUUUGUAGAAGGGAAGAGGUUGCUAAAAAGGUUCAUCGAGAUGAGAAAACAGACCAAAAAUGCUUUAAAUAGUUCCAUAAGAGCCUUGUUGUUGAUAUUAAAGCUUAUGAUCAAUGUGAAAUUAACUUUCAGUUGGGGGCUGAGCAAACAACCUUAUAGAAUCCAUUUCUAGACACUGAAUUCUUUGAAGAUAUAUAUUUCAAUAUAAUUAGCUUAUUUACUGUGUCUUGGAACAUCUCUGAUACAAACUGUUCUCAGUUCCUGAGGUGAUACAUAAGCAUAGUCAUAUUUUCCUGGUAUCUUAGCAGACCUGUCAAAUGCUUGUUGCUUGCAAUCUGAAUCUAGUCUUCACUACCACCUCCCCAGUGUGCAUGGACACCUUUAAAUGACUUAAGGAUAUAAAAAAAGCAGAUUCAAACCUACCUGUGAGAUUAGUUCUUUAGCUGUAAAAUUCAACAGCUUCUUUUCUUUCCAGGUUCUCCAAUUAUUUUAAUUCUUGUGUGGCCAUUUCAGUUAUAUUAUUAAAGGCAGCAUAUUUGCCAUUCUUCUAUCUUCCUAUAUACAUAACAGCCUAUUGUCUAACCAUAACUGGGCAUCUAAAACUAUUCUCUAACUUAAACAGAAAACACUUUUCCUCUAAAAAUUACUGCCUGAAUAUUAUGUCCUCUGUUAUAAGCGAGGCUGUUGACAGAAAGGACCAUAAUUUCUAUUCGUUGCUCUAGCUUGAGGCAGGAGAGGGGUUUAGUAGAAAGUUUAAGAUGACCUGUAAUGCAUGAAAAAAAUUAAAUCUGUCACAGCUAUAUAACACGAUCGGUGAUGACGCAGGCUACCGCUGACCUAGGCUAUAUGCAGAAAGCUUCUUGUUUCAACAAAACACUGCAUGUUAGGAGUUCAGAGACAUCUUAAGCUUUUGCAUAGAGAACAGAUUUUGGACAUACUUGAAGAACUGUUUUAUCCUUUAACCUAAGUAUACAGAAUGGCUUGCACUAUCUUCCUUCAAAUAUCAUGUCGGAAUAUUAAAUUUUUAUAAGUUGAUUUUACCUUUUCAGCUGUAACUUCCAUUUCAUACAUCUUUACAUUUAUACAAUGGAAUCUAACUGCUGCAUUGACAAA